UUUCAUAAUCAGAAAGAGAAACAGUUGAUGAUUACAGAUUAACCUGCCGUAAGUUUGACGUAGAUUCAUGAAAUAGAAGAUAUUUAUUCGUGUCAAGUUUAAAAAUGCACAAAUAUGGAAGUAAGAAACGGGUUUGCUUUUAAUUGCAUAGAAAUAUAGGGCUGCGUAUGCGUGGGCAAGUGUGUGGGAAUUAAUCGGCUUCAUCAGAUAAGGUUAGGGUUGGAUUGGUGUCGUCAGUGGCGAAUAAGUCGGUGGUUCAAGUUUGAUUAGUCCACGAAUAUGCAUAAAAGAACUAUUAUUUUAACCGUGAGACUGAAUUGUUGAAACAGGUUUAGAACUUUAUAACCUAGAUGAGAGAAUUUCGAGAGAAUAAUGAAAUAGCGUUAUGUAAACUGACUUAACCUAAUCUAUUGUCGCAUGCCAAACAAAUGUAAAAGAUAAUAACGAAGUUGACGGCUUAAGAAAAUAUGAUUACUAAAGACGAUGAACGCUAUAGACGGCAGCAAGAGGAAUUCGUUUCAAAUCACGGCGGCACGACGGCACAAGAAACCAUUUUCUUGAUUAUGCCAAAUGUCUGCAGUCUUCUUUUGACGACAACCACGAUGGGUCUGAUUGGUCAAUACUUGAGCAAAAACGUCAAGACAUUCCUAGAGUUUUUGUUAAUCAUUGUGCCAUGCAUAUUAUGCUGUACGGUGCUCUCGCAACAUGUCGUGUCCGUCUGUGUUACUAUGAUAAUGUUGUCCCUCAUAAAUAUUUUUCUUAUGAGGAUUCCUAUAUAUUCGCUAUCUGCUACGGAGCCAAGACCAAUGAUUGGUAAACGUCCUUUCAUUACGAUCUUCCGAGCUCUCACUAAUGUGAUUACAAUAAUUUGUAUCCUUGCGGUUGACUUUAAAGUCUUUCCGAGAAAAUUGGCAAAGACCGAAGUAUAUGGGUACAGCUUGAUGGAUACGGGUGUGGGUCUCUUCAUGGUUGCGAAUGCCCUUGUAGCUCCGGAAGCUCGGGAUUUUGGAGAGAAGCCAAAGAAAUACUUUUUUAGGUCACUGUUAAGAAGUCUGAUAAGCUCUCUUAAAGACAGCAUGUCUUUACUGCUUCUUGGGAUGAGCAGAUUUAUUGCAGUGGAGUAUUUGCAGUAUCAGCGCCAUGUUACGGAAUAUGGAGUACACUGGAACUUUUUUGUAACACUGGCAUUUGUUAGAAUAUUUGCCAGCUUGAUUACUAGUACCAUAAGCUCAAGAUAUUCACUGCUUUCUGGUAUUUGGAUUAUAAUGAUGCAUGAGUAUACUUUGAGUAAUGUUGGACUGAAAAAGUGGGUUUUAAGUAAUGCACCAAGGGAUAAUUUUAUAUCGGCAAACAGAGAAGGACUUAUUUCAGCACCAGGAUAUGUUGGACUAUAUUUUGUUGGAGUUGCUGUGGGAAGACUCGUUCAUGCAACAUAUCGUUCUUUGAAUGAAAAUCCGGAAGCUCGCAAGCACCAAAGUGCUGUACUUGGAAUUCUAAAGCAGUCGUUAGAGAUAGAGUAUAACGAAUCAAUGGUAUUGUGCAUUAAACUGUCAUUAAUAGCAGCCCAGGCAUGUGCGGUUACUUUGGUUUGUGAUUCUUAUUUUGGAGUUUCGCGAAGAUUGACAAAUGCUGGAUAUUGUGCCUGGAUUACUACCUUGAGUACUGCAAUGCUCACAUUACUCCUACUUGUAGAAAUUGUUUCUGAUAUUUUAAUACAUGCUACUGUGACAAACAAAACAUCGUCAGAGAAGGAUGCUGGAAAGAUGCAAAAAGGCAACGACCAGAAAUUUAAUGAAUCAGAAUGUGGUUCAAUUAGAAGAAUACCUGAACUUUUUGAAGCAGUUAAUUAUAAUGGGUUAGCAUUUUUCCUGUUGGCUAAUCUUUUGACAGGUGCCAUUAAUAUGGCAAUACGGACAUUAUAUACCGAUAAUUUAAGAGCUAUACAGGUGAUCAUGGUUUAUGCAGCUGUGAAUAUGCUAAUUUGCGUAAUACUUUUCAGAUAUAAAGUACAUAUUAAGCUCUAACGAAUACGAAUGUAAACCAAAGGCAAUUGUUUCUGCCAUAGUAUUGAUGUUCGAUAGGUCACAAAAUAAAAUCACGUUUAAUAAAGAUUUUUUAGGAAAUUCUAUACUUUAAUAAAAAGAUCACUUUGUACAAA
This is a messenger RNA of Orussus abietinus, 2158 nucleotides long. RefSeq lists its product as uncharacterized. Gene Ontology annotation, cellular component: membrane; endoplasmic reticulum. NCBI's taxonomy places the organism in Eukaryota, Metazoa, Arthropoda, Insecta, Hymenoptera, Orussidae. The transcript has a single exon. Gene Ontology annotation, biological process: GPI anchor biosynthetic process; protein localization to plasma membrane. Gene Ontology annotation, molecular function: glucosaminyl-phosphatidylinositol O-acyltransferase activity. The record is from RefSeq and is a predicted model, not a curated record. Bases 468 to 2024 code for a protein of 518 amino acids.